AUGUUUUGUAGAAAGCAAAAAUGUAAAAAUUACUUGUGCACUAGCGAGAUAAACAAGCUAAAAGAAGUUUUAAAAAAACUCCCACAAGAAAAAAAUGAAGAAAAGAAAAGAGAGGUGCUGAAGAAGGUAAUAGCGUACAUGACCCUCGGGGUCGAUGUAUCAAAGCUAUUUCCGGACAUUAUAAUGAUAUCAAACACAAAUGAUAUAAUACAGAAAAAAAUGAUAUAUCUCUACCUGAAUAACUACGCAGAAACGAACUCGGAACUGUCCCUCCUCACUAUAAACACCCUGCAAAAGGACAGCAAAGAUGACGACCCAAUUAUAAGGGGGCUAGCCUUACGAAGCUUUUGCAACUUGCGCAUUAAUAAUUUGUUUGAAUAUAUAGAAGGGCCUCUAUUUAAUGGAUUGAACGACAAAAAUUCCUACGUCCGAAGAAUCGCCAUAAUUAGUUGUGUCAAGCUGAUUAAAAUGAACCCACAGAUAGGUAUAAAAAACGAUGUCAUAAAAAUUUUGAAAAAUAAACUCCUAGACAAAGACUCCCAGUGUAUAAUAAAUGCAGUGCAUGCAUUGAACGAAAUAUUGGUAGAUGAAGGGGGAUUAAAAGUAAAUAAAGAAAUCAUUUUUAACAUGCUAAACAAAUUAUCUACCUUUAACGAAUGGGGAAAGUGUGUUAUUCUAAAUAUCGUAAGUACCUACAUUCCAGAGAAUGAAGACGAAAUGUAUGACAUUAUGAACAUAUUAGAAAAUCACAUAAGAGAUUUUUCCUCCGCAGUAUUUCUAUCGUGUUUAAAAUGUUUUUUAAAUUUCUCUUCCAAUGAUACAAAUUUACAAAUUCAGAUUUUUCAAAGAAUGAAAGAUCCUUUACUUACUUUAAUUUCCACCUCUUCUUACGAAAUUUCUUACAUCGUUUUGUUACAUACCAAUUUAUUACUACACGAGGCGAAUAAACUGAACUACAACAUAUUCGACUAUGAUUACAAGCACUUCUUUUUUCGAUACAAUGAUCUUACAUACAUAAAGGACAUUAAGUUGGAUAUCCUCGUGUCCGUGGCCACUAAGAACAACAUGGUCAUGAUAACGAACGAAUUGAGCGAGUACAUAUGCGACCAGAACGUGGACAUCGCCAGGAAGGCCAUUUACUCCAUCGGGUGCAUAGCUCUGAAAAUACCAAAGGCAAUUUCCAAAAUAGUGGAGUUAGCCCUCUCGUCCUUUCUCCCCAUGAACCGUUCCUAUAUUUGUAGCGCCACGGUAGAAAUGUUAGCAAACAUAUUGAGAAAGUACGAAGAAUACACAAAAGUAAUCAUUGAACAAAUUAUAAAACAUGAUAACAAACUUAUAGAGAAUGAUGGAAUCAGAUCUUACAUUUGGAUUCUUGGGGAAUAUUCAGAAUACAUAGAAAAUGCACCCUACAUUUUGGAAGGAUAUGUCAAUCUGACCGACUGUUCCUAUUUAUUCAUGCUGGAAUUGUUGACGGCGUGUGUGAAGGUCUUAUACAGAAGACCUUCCGAAAUGGUAGUCAUUAUUUCCUCCCUCUUUGACAACAUUUUAAAAAAUUAUAAAUACCCGGAACUUACGGACAAAAUGCAUUUUUAUUAUAAACUGCUAAGUUAUAAUUAUGAAGAAGCCUUCAAAAUUAUUGUUUGUAAAAAAAAACUAGUAAAAAAUUUCUGCGAAUCGAAUGAAAAUAUUUUACUCGACAAAUUGUUUAAUGAAUUCAACACCCUCUCUGUACUGUAUAAACAGCCUAUAUAUAAAUUUGUGGAAUAUUCUAAAAUACGUUUUGGAGGAAUGUACGACGCGGAGGAAAAUGAAGACCAGGGGACCCAUGAAAAUCAUCUUCAUAUGGACGACGCUGGUGUAGACAAUGUUGACAAUAACAUUGCACAUGUCAGCGACACGGAUAGGGAAAGCUUCGUCAACUCCCCAGAGCAGGAUGCCCGAAUGCCUGGCAAGUACCCCUUGUCCAACAGUGACAAGCACACAAAUCACCAUAACAACGGAACCAGUGGAAACUUUCCCAACAUGAACGAGGAUAUGCUCCUUAUGGGCGAUGAAGACACGGGCGGGUGUCACCACAGCGGGGACAAGCAUAACGCGCGUGGUCGCACAGACGAUCACGCCUAUGACCAUGGAGAAGGCAACACGCUGGGAAACAACCACGACCUCUCUGCACAAGCCCCAAAGCACAUCAACAACAUGAAUGCCCCCUUAAGUAGUAGGGAUGUAAAAAAAUCACGCGGCAGAGGGUCCACCAACAACGACCCCACAAACACCCUUGGUAGUAGCCCCACCAAUAGUAAAAAGUUGGAGAAAAAAAAGUCGCAUGAAUUGAUGAAACCCACAAAUUCGGGGCAGAUGAACAAAUUAAAUGAUAUUUUAGUCGAUGCAGAAAAUAUAAACCCAGAACACUACCAAGAGCAGUGGAGUAUUCUGCCUGAACAGAAUAAUGAAAAACUAUUUUUAAGAAAAAAUUACAACUUACAGUUAGAAACAAUUGAUGAAUUUAUAUCAAAAUACAACAUUGUAACCCUCGCCUCUGGGGAAAUCGAUCAGUGCCUCAAAUUCUACAUGUACUCGCAAUUUUAUACGAAGCAGUACAUUUUUAUUGAGUUAAUUUUCAACAAAGCCGAAAAUACGAUCAACUGGAUACUGAAAUCUCAAUGCGACGACCCCAACAUGCUCGAUCGCUUCACUGAUUAUUUCAGGGACAUAUUCAUGGAGUUCAGGUGA
Molecule: messenger RNA, 2730 nt
Organism: Plasmodium fragile
Lineage: Eukaryota; Apicomplexa; Aconoidasida; Haemosporida; Plasmodiidae
Exons: 4
Coding region: 1-2730 (909 amino acids)
Biological process (GO): vesicle-mediated transport; intracellular protein transport
Cellular component (GO): clathrin adaptor complex; membrane coat
Molecular function (GO): clathrin binding
Source: RefSeq, a predicted model, not a curated record